Molecule: messenger RNA, 1440 nt
Organism: Scomber scombrus (Atlantic mackerel)
Lineage: Eukaryota; Metazoa; Chordata; Actinopteri; Scombriformes; Scombridae
Product: monocarboxylate transporter 12-B-like
Exons: 7
Coding region: 1-1440 (479 amino acids)
Biological process (GO): monocarboxylic acid transport; transmembrane transport
Molecular function (GO): monocarboxylic acid transmembrane transporter activity
Source: RefSeq, a predicted model, not a curated record
AUGGGUCCUGGGAAGGCGGCGGCUCUGGAUGGCGGCUGGGGCUGGGUGAUUGUCGGCUGCUGCUUCAUGGUGACAGUCUGCACACGAGCGGUGACCAGGUGUGUCUCCAUCUUCUUUGUGGAGUUUCAGUCUCACUUUGGAGCCGACUAUUCAACCACAGCAUGGAUUCACAGCCUGGUGGACUGCACCACUAUGCUCUGUGCUCCAUUGGGCAGCCUGGUGGGGAACCGUUGGUCCUGUCGGGUGUCGGUGAUGCUCGGUGGACUCCUCUCCUCCUGUGGUCUUCUGCUCAGCUCCUUCACCAACAGCUUGGAGACGCUGUACUUCAGCAUGGGAAUCCUGACAGGUCUGGGUUUUGCUCUCUGCUACACUCCGGCCAUCGCCAUGGUCGGCUGUUACUUCCAUCGGAGGAAGGCGCUGGCGUACGGCAUCGCCAUGUCCGGCAGCGGGAUCGGCACCUUCGUGCUGGCGCCGGUGGUCCAACUGCUCAUUGAACUGUACUCGUGGAGGGGGGCGCUGCUCGUCCUCAGCGCCUUCGUCGGCAACCUCUGCGUCUGUGGGGCAUUGCUUCGACCAAUCACAGCGCGGGAAGAAGAGGGGGAGGAGGGGCCGCUGACAGGGGAGGAGCGACUUGAAUGUGAGGACAGCGUUUUGUCACCGGGUCCGUCCUCGCCGCCAUCACUGCCUCUGCUGCCAGGAAGCCCCGCCCCUCAGCUGCAGAGGAGAUGGUGUUUCAGCUCCUACUUCCUGUCCAGUCAGGAGUUCCGGUUCCUGCUGCUGCCGGACUUCCUGGGCCUCGCCGUGUCCUUCCUGUUCCUGGCCAGCGGCUGCAGCCUCCCCUUCGUAUACCUGGUGCCGUACGCUCUGAGCGUGGGCGUCAGCCACCAGCACGCCGCCUUCCUCAUGUCCAUCCUGGGAGUCGUUGACAUCGUGGGGAACAUCACCUUCGGCUGGCUGACGGACAGGAAGUAUCUGAAGCCGUACCGGCUGGCGUGUUAUGUGUUCUCCGUGUGGAUGGAGGGUCUGUGCUGCCUCUUCACGCCGCUGCUGCGCUCCUUCACGCUCCUCGUACCCUUCGCCGUCCUCUACGGUUAUUUCGACGGCGCCUACGUGGCGCUGAUUCCCGUAGUGACGUCAGACGUGGUGGGAGCGCCGUACCUGUCCUCUGCUCUGGGCGUGGUCUACUUCCUGCACGCCAUCCCCUACCUCAUCAGCCCGCCUAUCGGAGGUUGGCUGGUUGACAUCACAGGAAGUUACACGGCCACCUUCUUCCUCAGCGGCGCCACCCUGCUGGCCAGCGCGGUCGUCCUCUCCGCCGCCAACGGGAUCCGUCGCUGCCGUCGGGUGACAUCAGAGCCCCGCCCCCUCAGUCUGUCUGACCAAUCGGACUGCUUCGUCUCCUACAGGAAGGAGGCUGUCAGCGGCGCCACGGACUCCUAG